AUGCCGACCUCAAAGUAUGAUGGCACUUCUGACCCGGAUGAUCAUGUGGCGGCCUAUGAAGGUCAUAUGUUCCUCUACAUGCAGCUGUCAUCCACAUUUAGUACUCAUUUCGUAAGCAAUAGGCACCGUGAGCGCACCACUGGAGAGUUGUUGUCAGUCAAGCAAGGCAAGAAUGAAAGCCUAAGGGAUUAUAUCGGUCGUUUCAAUGUCGAAGCGGUCUCCAUUCCCAUAUUACAGCAAGAUGUAGCUGUGUUGGCACUGAUGACAGGACUUAAAGAAGGAUCCCCAUUUCGGGAUUAUCUUAGCCGCAAUUCCUAUACGUCUCUGGGACCAGUUCUUGGCAAAGCAAAUGACUACGUCAGAGGUGAAGAGUUUGAUAAGGCGGUGGGUAACCGCGAGCCUGAGAAGAAAAAAGAAGACCAGUAG
Molecule: messenger RNA, 426 nt
Organism: Beta vulgaris subsp. vulgaris (sugar beet)
Lineage: Eukaryota; Viridiplantae; Streptophyta; Magnoliopsida; Caryophyllales; Amaranthaceae
Exons: 2
Coding region: 1-426 (141 amino acids)
Source: RefSeq, a predicted model, not a curated record